CGUUUUUGAUUAGUGAGUAGAACGACGCCGUUUGUGCUGCCGGUGGAAAAAAAAAAAAGAAAAAAAAGGGAUUUGGAAUUUUGCGAUUUUGGGAUCUACCAGAAAAGCAGGAUUAAUCGGGGGGUCGGUCUCUCUGCUGUCUCCUCCUCGGCAAUUCGAUCACGACGGCUCUCAUUCAUCAAUCACGGCAAGGACGACGCAUCUCCAUCUCGCGCAGGUCUGCUUGGGAGAUGGAUCUGGUCCGGUGAUUUUGUUUCUUUACGAGCGAGAUUUAAAUAGAUAGAAUGGCUUGGUUCAGUGGAAAAGUUUCUCUGGGAGGAUUCCCAGAUCUCACCGGGGCUGUCAAUAAAUUCCAGGAGAGCGUUAAAAACAUCGAGAAGAAUUUCGACAACGCCCUUGGCUUUGAUGACAAGUCCGAAGAAUCUGCCCCCGCUGAAGCUUCAAGUAUGUGGCCACCUGCUGUUGAUACCAAAAGUCUCUUCGAUCCUGUUAUGUCCUUCAUGGGUAACACCUCCGAUGAUAAGCCAGAUACUUUAGAAGACUCCGUCAGUACAGAUAAUCCGUCUCUUAUUGAAGGAACAGAAGAAAAAGAAGAAGAAGAAGAAGAAGAAGGAUCUGUUAAUCUUGCUACUGAAGAAGCAGUAUCUGUUGAAGCAAAGAAAGAAACUAAUGUGAUAAGAGAAGCUGAUCAAGCAGAAAUUCCCGAGGUAACAGAGACUACUGUUGUUUUAGAUCUCAAAGAUGAUGAUGAUGAUCCUGAAUCACAGAUGGUUCUCGAAGACUCUUCUCUUCAGAAUCCUGCAUCAUCAGGUUACAUGACUAGUCCUGAACCUAAUGAAAAGCCCCAAAUGACAGCUUCUCAAGAUUCACAUCCCGAGUCAGGAGGAGAUGCUGAAUCAGAGGUUGAGGAAUCACAGCCAGAAGACGCUGUAACAAGACAAGUUACUCUAGAUAACAAAGACGCAAUUUACCCCCCUGUGUUAGAUGGACUGCAUAAGUCUACUGAUACGGAUGAGACAACAACUCAACAGGAAACUCUGGAAGAGAGAACCUCGAUUAGAAAUGAUGAAGUUUCACCUGAUAUAAAUAAUGUACAUAGUACAGAGUCUCCUGAUGCUCAUCCGUCAAUUUCUGAGUCCGAUAGUCCUCCUCAUGAGUCUUCUGUACCAAAGAGAUCUUCUUCAGAUGAAAUUUCAGAGAGAAUCGUAGAUCUUGUGUCUUCUGAACUAGAUUCAAGACUGGAUGCUAGUGAAUUCAAUGAAAACCAGCGUUCAAGCUCGGCUACAAAUGUUUCCGACUCCGCUGAUGUUGUUCUGGAAUUAGAGAAGACCAAAAAGGAAAUGAAAAUGUUGGAAAAUGCCCUGCAAGGUGCUGCAAGGCAAGCUCAGGCAAAGGCUGAUGAGAUUGCGAAGUUGAUGCAUGAAAAUGAGCAGCUAAAAUCUGUCUCUGAGGAUUUGAAGAGGAAAUCUAAUGAAGCUGAAGUUGAGUCUUUGCGAGAAGAAUACCAUCAAAGAGUUGCAACUCUUGAGAGGAAGGUUUAUGCUCUCACCAAAGAGCGGGAUACACUUAGAAGAGAACAGAACAAGAAAAGUGAUGCUGCGGCCCUUUUGAAGGAAAAAGAUGAAAUUAUAAAUCAAGUUAUGGCUGAAGGCGAAGAGCUUUCAAAGAAACAGGCUGCUCAAGAAGCUCAGAUCAGAAAGCUAAGGGCUCAGAUUAGAGAGGGCGAAGAAGAGAAGAAAGGACUGAUCACAAAGCUUCAGUCUGAAGAAAAUAAGGUUGAAAGCAUUAAAAGGGAUAAGACAGCUACAGAAAAGUUGCUGCAAGAGACCAUUGAAAAACAUCAAGCCGAACUUACUUCUCAGAAAGACUAUUACUCAAAUGCAUUAGCUGCAGCGAAGGAAGCUCAAGCAUUAGCUGAGGAGCGUACCAACAAUGAAGCGAGAACAGAGUUAGAGAAUCGUCUAAAGGAGGCCGGCGAGAGGGAAUCUAUGCUAGUCCAGGCGCUGGAAGAAUUGAGGCAAACCUUAAGCAAAAAGGAGCAACAGGCAGUGUUUAAGGAAGACAUGUUCCGUGGAGAAUUUGAGGACCUUCAAAGACGUUAUCAGGCUAGUGAGCGAAGAUGUGAGGAAUUGAUCACUCAGGUUCCUGAGUCGACAAGGCCUCUCCUAAGACAGAUUGAGGCUAUGCAGGAAACUACAACCAGAAGAGCAGAAGCUUGGGCUGCUGUAGAAAGAACUCUGAAUGCUCGAUUGCAGGAAGCAGAAACUAAAGCUGCAACAGCUGAAGAACGAGAACGCUCUGUGAAUGAACGUCUCUCACAAACUUUAUCAAGGAUCAAUGUUCUAGAGGCCCAGCUUUCAUGCCUCAGGGCAGAACAGGGCCAGUUAAGCAAGUCGCUUGAGAAAGAGAGGCAGAGAGCAGCAGAAAAUAGACAGGAGUAUCUGGCAGCUAAGGAGGAAGUAGAUACUCUAGAAGGUCGAGCAAACCAACUUGAGGUGGAAUUAAGGGAACUUCGGAGAAAACAUAAGCAAGAGUUACAAGAAGUUCUGCUCCACAACGAGCUUAUUCAAAAGGACCUAGAGAGGGAGAAGGCUUCACGUUUGGAUCUUGAAAGAACAACCCGUAUCAAUUCCUCAGCCUCCGAACAGCUUCCGAUAGCAAGGCAAAAUUCUGCCUUUGAGAAUGGAGGCUUGUCAAGAAAGCUCUCAAGCGCAGGCAGCCUUGGAAGCAUGGAGGAGAGCUAUUUUCUGCAAGCUUCUCUUGAUUCUUCAGAUAAGUAUUCUGAGAAGAGAAGCACGCCUGAGGCAACUAUGAGUCCGUACUACAUGAAGAGCAUCACACCUAGUGCUUAUGAAGCCACACUUCGACAGAAAGAGGGCGAACUUGCUUCAUAUAUGUCCCGCUUGGCAUCAAUGGAGUCUAUCCGAGAUUCCCUGGCUGAAGAACUAGUCAAAAUGACAGCAGAGUGUGAGAAAUUACGGGGGGAGGCAGAUAGGGUCCCGGGCAUAAAGGCAGAGCUGGAAGCACUAAGGCAAAGGCAUGCAGCUGCUCUGGAGUUGAUGGGUGAAAGAGAUGAGGAGUUGGAGGAACUUCGAGCGGAUAUAGUGGACUUGAAGGAGAUGUACAGGGAGCAAGUGAAUAUGCUGGUGAACAAGAUCCAAUGAGGGAAGCAAGGGGAAGAUGGCGAUCAAAGUGUUGGCAGGCUCAGGCUCAGGCUCAUGAGUAGGCUCAGGCUAAUCCCUGUAACCCACUAUUGUAUAGCUAUAAGCUAACAACUAAAGUCCAGUAUUUCCUCCAUUUGUCCUAUCCUAUGUAUCUCAGGUAUUGAACCCGAGGCUUUUCAAAACAAAUUUUGCUGCUCGGAAGAAAAUGUUUUUUUUUUUUUGCUUACGGGUUAAUUCGUAAAUUAUAUUGGAGAAAAGAAUAAUAAUAGAGUGAGCUUGUGUGA
Messenger RNA from Camelina sativa (false flax), 3448 nucleotides. The record is from RefSeq and is a predicted model, not a curated record. Lineage: Eukaryota; Viridiplantae; Streptophyta; Magnoliopsida; Brassicales; Brassicaceae.